UAGCAGUUCUUAAAGAGACAGCACAGGCACGUGAAUUAUAAUGGAAACUAAAGGAAAGGCAUUUACGCAUGCCGCCCGGACACGACCGGGACGGGUAUGUGGGACUCACGGGGCAGAAGGCCACCGUCCUACCCACUAAAACCUCCUCGUUUCCUUCUCGCCGCAUGGUGGCGGGGUUACGGGAACGCGUUAGCUCACCACCGCGACCCCGCCUGCGGACGUCGCUUUGGGAACUGAAAUGCCUCACUGUUCAAGAAAAAUUUUACCAGCUCGCUCUCAAGGUGUAAACUCAUCUCAUACACGCAUAACAUGUCCUAGCCGAAAUGUGUGUUUUGCCGAACCUAGCACAUCACGUACCACUGCAAAUAAACAAUCGGUGCUAAAUGAUGAUCCAGAUAUUGAAAUCCCUGUCCGAGGAAAUUGGUGGAGUUAUCGGGGUGAGAAUUCCAGAGAUGUAAUGGAUGUUUUAGAAAAAAGAGACAUUCCUGAUGCAUAUAAUGUAGCAGAUGAAUUCGAUGUUGAAAGUUUGAGGUCAGAAUCGAUUAUUUACUCUGUAGAUUCACUAGACGGCAGUGAUGGGGAAUCUAUAAAAAGUAUAGUUAAUCCACAGAGAAAACCUUUUACACAAAAAGAAAAUCAAGAUCAAAAGAAAUUAGGACACAUAAUUGGUAACAGAGGAGCAUUAGCAAAGCCUCAUCGUCAUCGAAGUGGUAUUAAACGAAAAAAUAUCUUUGCUGACUAUAUUGAAUCCGAAAGUGAAGAUGAAAUUCCAGACAUACAACCAAAAGUGUUUAGAUUUCAAAAGAACAUGGGACAAAAACGCCGUAAAAGAUCUGCCUGGCCAGAGAAAGUUUAUUCUUCAAUAUCAAGUAUCGAUCUUCAAAUGGAUGAUUGCAAUUUGCGUUCAUCUUCGUCAAUGGUCGAAAAUCAGCUCGAAGAAGCUGCUACAACACCUGUAAAGCGAGCAAAAUUAAGGCAAUUGCCUGAGGCAAACAAGUCAGAAACUGCUAAUGCCAAUAGUACAGUAAAUAAAACUAAACAAUCAAAAAAGUCAAUAAUUUCAAAAAAACCAUCAAAAUCUAUAUUGAAAGAAUGUAAUAAAGAAUUGAAUAUAUUUAAUCAAGCUUCUAGACCGCGAACAAAGCCUACCUUUCUAGGUGCUUUACAAAAAAUAUCAAAAACAGAUAAUAAAACUAAAGAAAUGCCAACAGCAUAUGUAAACAGGAAAUUUGGUCUUCGAACAGUUAUUAAACGAAAAAGUAUGUUUGCUGACUAUAUUGAAUCCGAAAGGGAAGAUGAAAUUCCAGACAUACGACCAAAAGUGUUUAGAUUUCAAAAGAACAUGGGACAAAAACGCCGUAAAAGGUCUGCCUGGCCAGAGAAAGUUUAUUCUUCAACAUCAAGUAUCGAUCUUCAAAUGGAUGACUGCAAACAGCUUCCAGUUUCGUCUAUGGUCGAAAAUCAGCUCGAAGAAGCUGCUACAACACCUGUAAAGCGAGCAAAAUUAAGGCAAUUGCCUGAGGCAAAGAAGUUAGAAACUGCUAAUGCCAAUAGUACAGUAAAUAAAACUAAACAAUCAAAAAAGUCAAUAAUGUCAACAAAACCAUCAAAAUCUAAAUUAAAAGAAGGUAAUAAAACUAAUGAAAUGCCAACAGCAAAUAUAAACAGGAAUUUUGGUCAUCGACCUGGUAUUAAACGAAAAAAUCUGUUUGCUGACUCUUUUGUAUCCGAAAGUGAAGAUGAAAUUUCAAACAUACAACCAAAAGUGUUUGGAUUUCAAAAGAACAUGGGACAAAAACGCCGCAAAAGGUCUGCCUCACUAGUGGAAGUUUAUUUUUCAACAUCGAGUAUCGAUCUUCAAAUGGAUGACUGCAAACAGCUUCCAUUUUCGUCAAUGAUCGAAAAUCAGCUUGAUGAAACUGGUACAACACCAGUAAAGCGAGUAAAAUUAAAUCAAUUGUCAGAAAAUAGUUCAAAAUCUAAAUUUAACCAAGAUGAACAAAAUGAAAAAACUAUAGAUGUCGUAGAGACUAUUAUAACUGUUUGUGGUGAGGAAAGUGAUAGUGAUCAAUCUGAACUUGAAGAAUCCAGAGAGGCUGAGGAAGAGAUACGGACUAAUCAAUUUCUUAACUCAAAGAGUACUGUUCAUGAAGAGUCCGUAGUCGCCGAAGGAGAGGAACGGAUUGAUCAAAGUCUUAAUGAUAAGCAAAAUGAAGCGAUGAAUCUGAUGAUGUGGAAUGCAUAGAAACCAAAGAAGAGGUAGAGAUUAAUCAAAGUAUUAACAAUGAGCAAAAUAAAAGCUAUGAAACCGAAGAUGAAGUUAGCGAAAGUGAUCAUAGUAGUUCUGAUGACCAAGAGAAUAGUGAUAGUGAAGUUAAUCAAAAUGAAACUGAAGAUCAAAAUAUUGAUGAAAUUGAUGAAGAAGAAAGUGAAAACCAAGAAGUAAGUGACAAUGCAGAAUCAGAUGAUAAUCAACAAAAUGAAAGUAAUUUAUCUCAGAGUAGACGGACCACCUUACAAUUAUAUUUACAAAAUAUAAAGGAAGAAAAUAUGAUACCGAUACCGGAAAGGUCCAUGAUAAAAGCCCAAAAUAAGCCAAAACCAUCAUGGUCUACACAAAGAUACAUUUUCUUCGCUCGUGUUCGCGCAAAACGGCUUGUUAAAUUAUUGCAAGCGUUUAUAUGCGAGGUCCGACGCCGUCCGCCGAGCCAACAAGCUGUGGACAGCGUCAAGAGGGAGUUGGCGCGCCAUAAAAUUAUUAAAACACACUGAGUUUUAUAAAUUAAUAAGGAACUUCAUGCCAAGCGAAAUAUGCAUAAGGGUUAUUCCAGAUUUGGUUAACAAAAUACCCUUGCCGAAGAAUGGAAUCUUCUCUGACAUUAUGCA
Molecule: messenger RNA, 2886 nt
Organism: Nymphalis io (European peacock)
Lineage: Eukaryota; Metazoa; Arthropoda; Insecta; Lepidoptera; Nymphalidae
Exons: 7
Coding region: 239-2245 (668 amino acids)
Source: RefSeq, a predicted model, not a curated record